Etheostoma cragini (Arkansas darter) is the source of this 4552-nucleotide messenger RNA. RefSeq names its product calneuron 2 (gene caln2). Gene Ontology annotation, molecular function: calcium ion binding. The record is from RefSeq and is a predicted model, not a curated record. The coding region runs from base 820 to 1476 and encodes 218 amino acids. The transcript has 6 exons. NCBI's taxonomy places the organism in Eukaryota, Metazoa, Chordata, Actinopteri, Perciformes, Percidae.
ACACACGCACACACACCUGCAAACAGUGUAGCUCCCAUUGAGCGCCACGGCGUCGUCUAUUCCCCGCUCACCUAUACACAGUCGCACCUCUGCUGCCGUGGCCCCCACGUGGCCCCUCCCUUACGGACUGGACCGAAAAAUAGGUUAAAUCUGUCACUUGGAGUAGCCGAGAUUAAUGCACCAGGAGCGUUCGGAGAUCCCUUCCCAUCCGUCCGCUGUUUUACCGAUCUGCCCUCAAAGCUUUCACAGGGAGUAGAUUGCAUUUUAAAUCCUGAUUUAUUAUUUUAUUGGCGACCGGCAACAGCAGCAGCACCACCUCCGGUUGUUAGACCCAGACCCGUGGGCGGCUGGGUGGCGUCCGUCUGGGCGAGCUGAUAGGACGAAGAUUUGGCACUCCUACCAGCUUUAUCCCCAAAUCUCAAGAUAUGGCGAUGAGAAGUGAGAUGUAGAAAAACGGAUGGGAGGCCAUUCAUGUGGGUCUUGGCUUCAGCUAAAACGGACCAAAUCUUGCAACACCACCACGACCAUCAUCCUCAUCCUCCCCCUCAUCAUCUAACCAGUUGAUAUAUUUUUUUAAACAAGUAUCUAAAAAGUGUGCAGCACAUGACACGUUGGUGAAUCCCCGAGGCAGGUCCCACACAGACUGAAUGAGUCCAUCUUUGGCUGUCGGACGGACUCCUCAAGAGCACAGGGCAGAUGCAAACAGACUAAACACAUCUUGGCAAUUCAAAAGACCCUCAGCAUCUCCGCCAACGGUGUUCUAACCUAGCGGGGUGAAUCUCACACCGGGGGACCAGUCUUUUCACAGGCAGGGAGAAGAUGCCAUUCCACCAUGUGCGGGCGGGCCUGCUCUAUCCAGACAACUACCUGAGCAGCUCCCUGACGGAGGGCAGCGAAGCCUUCCAGCUCACCAGCAUCUCCACAGAGGAGCUGGGAGAGAUCCGUGAUGCGUUUCGGGUUCUGGAUCGUGAUGGGAAUGGUUUCAUCUCUAAACAGGAGCUGGGCAUGGCCAUGCGCUCCCUGGGUUACAUGCCCAGCGAAGUGGAGCUGGCCAUCAUCAUGCAGAGACUCGAUAUGGAUGGGGACGGCCAGGUGGAUUUCGAGGAGUUUAUGACAAUACUUGGGCCCAAACUGCUGUCAUCUGACAACAGAGAAGGAUUCCUGGGCAACACCAUCGACAACAUCUUCUGGCAGUUUGACAUGCAGCAGCUGUCUUUGGAUGAACUGAAGCAGGUGCUGUUCCAUGCCUUCCGGGACCACUUGACAAUGAAGGACAUAGAGAACAUCAUCAUCACCGAAGAGGAGAGCCUGAAUGAAACCUCAGGGAACUGCCCUGAGUAUGAGGGAGUCCAUCCUAAGAAGAAGAAUCGGCAGACAUGUGUCAGGAAAAGCCUGAUCUGCGCCUUCGCUAUGGCUUUCAUCAUCAGUGUCAUGCUUAUCGCAGCCAAUCAGAUGCUACGGAACGGCAUGGAGUGACCAAUUGCACUGUGAGCAUGGGGAGUGGACAGAACAGCCAUGACCUCACCUCUUGUCUUUGCAGCCAAAGUAGGACCAGCCACAACCCGAGCACUUCUCUAAACAAUCAGUUGAGUUUUUUGAGUAUAAUUUGAACUUACCUUAUAGAAGCAGACAAUGUUAGUUGAAUAAAGAGAUAUAUAUUUGUUUUGCUUUGAAGAUGUCACCAUGUAUAGUUAUUGAACUUACUGGUCACAAGGAUCCUGAACUGAAAAAUAUAAUUUUGUUUUUAUAUAAACCGUGAGAAUCAAUGGAGGGUUUUUAUUUUGGCGAAGACCACCCUUUAGAGUUGAUUUUAUAAUUACAGAAAAAUGUUUAUCAGGUGCUUUGAGCCAUUCCUAAUUUCAAAACAAACAGUUAUUAUGGAUAACGGCAUAUUUACCCUCAAGAAGUAGCGUUGAAUGUGAGUGAAUGUGAGCACUGAAUGUUUGGCACAGUAUGCAUAGCAAAUCCCUCACAUCUCAUAUAGCCAUUUAUAAACAUCACAUUUUGUGUGAAACAUCAGAAUCCUCGACUGAGUCCACUAAUCUUGGGGCACAUGAAGUCUUGAUGUGUAUCUACAACAAGAAGCACAACUUAAUACUCAGUAAAUGGCCAUUUAAGAAUCAUCACUGUCCCGCUAUGUUCUCUACUAUUAAGUCUUAACAUUGAUUGAUUGAUUGACUAAACAUUUUUAAAUGACCACACAUUUGUGUGGGUGUUUAAAGGCAGUAUUUAAUGUAAGCUCAGGCUGUCUGAGAGGUGUAAAAUGAAGGAAGAGACCAAUAUCAAAUAACAUUGGAGCUACAUUUUUGGUUAGGAUCAGUCUGAGAUAAAUUCCAAUAUUUGUAGUUAUGUGCUGGUAGAAAAUGUUUGACCUCAGUAUCUCAUUGUAAUACUGCCCAAUUGUGGUAAAUAUAAACCAAACAAGGAGCAUGCCAGUAUAUACACUGCCAUAUCAAACAUUACUCUAACUCCCAUGGAUGUAAAUGUAUAAAUACUACUACAUAUCUUGUGUAAACAGCAGAAUGUAUAAAAGGUAAAAACUAUUGAGAUAAAUCAGGGAUAUACAGUGGAGCUGUGGCAUGCUGUUGGUAGCUGUUUUCUUGGAAAAGGUUGUAGUCUAGUGGUUAAAAUUAGAACUGCAGCUAUACGCUUGAACAGCCAUGUUUACAAGGUGUUUAGAAGUGAAGAACAACGUCACUGAAUUUGAGCUUUGAUAUGUGUUGUGUCAAAAUCCCAAGGGCAGUUUGGUCUGCACUGGUGAACAUUAAUUAUUUUUAAUGGCAAAACCAAGAAUAUCUUUCCCCCACAACCCAAACUGUGUUGUUGCACCAUUCUUCAGCUCAGGGUUGGAUGAGAGACUAAAGGUGACUGCUUCAGUACCUGUGGUAGUUUCUGGGGUCAUAUCUAUGUUUAAUGGUUCAGACCUUAUAGCACUACAAUUGUAUAAAGCUUACUGGGGUGAAAAAGAUUGGACAAGACCUUGUCAGAUUUUACCAUUAUGUUAAUCUCCUUUUAUAAUAGAGACCCCCCAGCAACAGUUGAUUGUUAAUCAACUGUGGGGAUAGUAUCCCAAUUAUAUGUUCCUAUUCUGUCAUUGUUUUCCAAAUGUGAAAAAUGUUCAACAAAUUAUCAUUUGAAACUAAGCAUACGUGAGAUCACGUUUAAAGAGUCAGUAGAACACAGUUAAUUACAGCUAACAUAAUUUCCAUUAUUUAUGUAAUUAUUUUGUGAUAUUAAUAGAUAUUGUAAACAUAUUUUUAUUAGUAAUUAUGACAAUUAUUUUAACCAAAUCGCCCAGCCCUUAGUUGAUGCCAUCUUUGAAAUACACUUGUUGGUGCAACAUGUGGAUUUGUAAAUUUUAUGGUGCUCCCCUUGAACAAGAUUUGAUUAGAGACUGAUUUGUUGUCCUUCUCCUUUGGAGCGAUUAUUUGUUCUUUUGUCUAAUGAAAACAGAUAUUUCAACCAAACUAACGUGCAGCCCUGUGAGUUUUUACGCUGUCCAGGUCUGACUAAAUAUAAUGGGGAGAGGGCUUUCUCUUGAAAAAAAAAUAGCUUUGUAAGAUCAAGUAUCACAGCAAAAAGUAUUAUACUGUAAUUCAGUAUGCAUGUUGUUAUUUAGAUUUCCAUGUCUUUAAAAGACAAGGAGAUCGAUUUAAUGUUUCUUUGUGGUGGCACAGCUUUGGUUUAAAUAUAGGUAUGUAUGUACUAUUGUCACAUAUUUGACUUUCCAGUUUAUACUGUAAUAGCCAUUUUUUCUAGUUUCUACCAGCUAUUAAUCAAAUCAGAGUGCAGGAGAGGGCAUUUUCAUAAAUAUGCAAAUACAAGGUCACAUCAUUAACAUCAUCAUCAUCAUCAUCAUCAUCCUCAUCUCUGUUUCACAUCAUCUAGAGUAGAGUCUGUAGACUGUGGAUGGUUAAAAUGUACAUUGAAUAAAAUAUAUUGUGUGUUUUAGUCACAUUAGGUUUUUAUUUAAUGUUCCCACUGCCUCAUAGUCCUGUGUAAACCGCUGUAUAAUGUAUGCUACACUUAUCCUUGUGAGUCAGUUCACAUCUUGGAUAUUCUCAGCACAUUGACAUUUGACCAAUGGACCAUGUUUUCACCUUUCUCUAUUAGCAUCACGGUCCUUUUGAAACCAGCAUAGACCACUUUAUCUUAACAAUUCUUUAAUAAUUGUGCCAUUCAGACCAUCCUUGCAUGGCUAUGUAAGGGGUACUCGUGUGGAAGACCUUUUAUCAACACUUUUUGAAGUUUACAUUAUUAUACUGUACAUCUGUAACAGGACAGAAUUAGGUUAUGAUUUUCAUGUUUUUUAAAGUUUAUUUUAAGAUUUGUUUUUGCCUAAACAUGUUUUUACCUUGUAGAUUGUAAAGAGAUAAAAUGUAACACAAAUACAACUUUGGCAUGCUGCUUAGAAAAAGAGGAAAGAAAACAGCAAUAGUCACCAACUGAAUGGAUAUUUACUUAAAAGUGCAAAUAACAUGUUUAAUCUGUUUCAUCUAAAACAAUAUAUAUAUAUCUAUAUAUGUUUAUGCAAUAAAACCUUGUUUUGAUA